Trematomus bernacchii (emerald rockcod) is the source of this 1838-nucleotide messenger RNA. RefSeq names its product butyrophilin subfamily 2 member A1-like. The coding region runs from base 165 to 1838 and encodes 557 amino acids. NCBI's taxonomy places the organism in Eukaryota, Metazoa, Chordata, Actinopteri, Perciformes, Nototheniidae. The record is from RefSeq and is a predicted model, not a curated record. The transcript is spliced from 12 exons.
UUUCUCUUGCUGUUACAGAGACAUGUGCACACUGAGAAAAAUGAUAAUGAAAUGAAUUAGGCGUUACUUGGUUCACAUGAUACACUGCAUGAGCCUGUGAUUUACAGAUUGUACGACAGUCAGGAGACAAAGAGAAAGAGACGCGCGACACUCAACAGCUCUCCAUGAUGCUUCUCCACACUGACGGAAAGCCCCUUACAACUCCUCUCAGAGCUCUCAGUGCUUUGGUUUUCCUUCUUCUCCUGACACACCACUGUAGAGGUCAGUCUCAGCUGAUUGGCUCAUCUCAGCCAAUAGUAGCAAACAUUGGCGGUGACAUCAUUUUGCCGUGUUAUCUGGUGCCGGCGAUAAAUGUUGGCAAUUUGACGUUGGAGUGGACGAGGCCCGACAUGGACCCCAGAUUCGUCCAUGUGAUGCGUUCUGGUCAUGAGAUGGUGGAUAAAAAACACAAAUUAUUCAAGGGAAGAACAUCAAUGUUCACCGAUGAGCUGAAGAACGGAAACAUUUCUCUGAAACUCUCCAACGUACAACUCUCCGAUCAGGGGAAAUACAGAUGUUUCAUUCCAGAACUGGGCCGGCAAGCAUUUGUUCAACUGGUUUGUGUAUCAGCUGCUGCUCUCCCACCAGUCGUAACGUUAUCAGGGCUGGACGGUCAGAGUGGAGGAGUGGUGCUGCAGUGUGAGUCUGCAGGCUGGUAUCCGGAGCCUGAGGUGUUGUGGCUGGACGCUGAGGGAAAGCUCCUCUCUGCUGGACCUCCAGAGACAGUCAGAGGUCCUGAUGACCUCUAUACUGUCAGCAGCAGAGUGACUGUGGAGAAGAGACCCAGCAACAGCUUCACCUGCAGAGUCCAGCACCACAACACCAACAUGCAUACCAUACAGACGCAAAUCCAUUUUCCAGAUGAUUUCUUUAAGCUCCAGUCCAGUUCUUCUUCCGUCAUUGGUAUGGCCGUCAGUUUGGCUGUUUGCAUUCUGUUACUGCUGGCAGUUUCUUUCUUCUUUUUGUGGAGAGAACACAUAUUCAAGACAAAGAGAAAGAGUUCGGAUGAAGAUCAGUUUCUCAAUGAAGGAGAAAGAGGACAGCUGAUGAAACCUGACGCUGUGCAGAUGGAGGCUUUGAAGGGAAACGUAGACAAUCAGAGCAAACAAAAAAAUCAAUCUGAGCAGCAGCUGCUUGAGGAGCAGAGGAGGAGAGAGGAAGCUGAGAAGGAAGUCCAGACUCUGAAAGAGGAGCAGAGGAGGAGAGAGGAAGCUGAGAAGGAAGUCCAGACUCUGAAAGAGGAGCAGAGGAGGAGAGAGGAAGCUGAGAAGGAAGUCCAGACUCUGAAAGAGCAGCUGCAGAACAAGAAGAAAGAGGUUGAAUCUAAAGAGUCUGAGCUGCAGGAUCUCCAUGCAGAGAAACAGAGGAACCAGAACCAGCUGCAGAGCCUGAAGGGAGAUCUGCUGAACAAGAACAGAGAGCUGGGGAGAAUUCAGAAGACCAUAAAGGAAGUGUCCAAACUUGAUUCGACUAUGAAAGAAAAAGAACAGAAGAAGAAGAAGGCUGAAGCUGAACAGGAAGUGGAGACACUGAAGAAGAAGCUGGAGAGCAGACAGAAGGAAACAGACACCAACAUCACAGAGUGUGAAGUGAAGGAAGCUGAAGUCCAGCAGCUGCAGGAGGAGGUUCAGAGGAUGGAGACCAGCCUGCAGACCCUGAUGGAGUCCAUCAUCAUGGAGCUGGAAAGAAGCCCAGCUGCUGAAGCCAGUUCUUCCUCCUCUUCACGGGUAAGUGGGUUCAGAUCAAUACGAUCAAUACUCUCUUCUGGUUUCCUGACCUACAUAAAGCUUCCUUUAUAA